AUGGAUCCGGGAAAGACCAUGACCAAGCGCGGUCGAGGCCGAAGCGUAACUGCAUGCCUCGAGUGCCGCAAGUUGAAGAAGAAAUGCGACCGUCAAUGGCCCUGUAAUCAUUGCUCCAGCAGGCAAAUACCACACAGGUGCCGGUUCACUCAAGCGACCCAAAACCAGCAGCAGAUGAGCGCUUCGACGGAUACGCCGGAAGAUAGCGAUCAGGCUAUGAGUCCGGCAUCCGCGAUGCACAUGUUAGGCUACAUGUAUGCGAAGAACGAUGCGGUGUUUGGCGGCAUCACGCCAAAGGCCCAAUACACGGAGUCCCCGAAUGCUGUCCCUGAGCCAGUAUUGAAGGCUUCUCGCAUCGUUUCGCCUAGGCCAUACACUGAUGUACUGAUCAAAAACUUUUUCGACAACGUCAACUACCACUACGGAAUCCUCCACCAGCCUUCGUUUAUGAUUGCUUAUGUCAACUGGUGGUCUCAUCGACGUAGAGCACAGAGCGAGUCAGCUAUCGGAUUAACUUGCCUCAUCCUUCGAAUUUGCGCCAACUCUUCACAGUUCCUCUCACAAGAGACUUCGCUACAGCUGGAGGUCGACUUGGGUGACUCUGUCCAGAAUCUCAGCAGGACUUACCACGAUGCUGCGCAGACCAUCAGCGCCUUUCUAUCACCGCGCUGUGGCGAUCUCGUUAAUGCGCAACAGUCCUUCUUAGCCGCUACAUGGCAUAAAGGUGAAGCUGACUUUGUCCGAUCAUGGCACGAGCUUGGUGCUACCGUGAGACUGGUUCAAGAAAUGAGUGUUCAUAUAGAUGUCCACUCCGAGGAGAUAAACGAGUUCGACUUGGAAAUGAGGCGAAGGUUAUGGUGUGCCCUGUACACAUGGGAGAGAUACAUGGCCGCAAACUUCAACCGCCCCCCCAUGAUACAAUCAGAUACUACUGUGCCGCUGCCCAAUCCAAAACUGGACCAUCAGAGGACUCUCCCCGAGGUCCCAUCUCUCAUUGUUGCUAAGUUACUUGAGAACCAGCUUGCAAGGCAGUUGGAAGAAGGCGACCGGGCGGAUGGCACACAUGGCCCGGGCAAGCUGGAAUUUGUUGAAGCCUGGAUGUCUUCCCUGCCACCGGCCUUCAGGGUUGUCGACCCAGUGAAGCGCUGGGAUGGAGAAUAUCCGUACAUACCCUUCCAACGUCUACAGCUGCACUGUGUAGGCUACAUGACCCAACUGUUGCUCCUACGGUCUACCUUAAUCACUUCUGGAGCCUUCUCAGAAAUAAGCUUUGCAGGGGCACGCAUUACACCCGAAACUAUGAUGCUCCUACACCGGAUUGUUGAUCUUAGUCUGCAGGCCAUGGCCGUGAGCAAAGACAUCUUUGAACUUUGCUUUCCGCAGCAUUCGAAAUACUUCAUGGUUGCAUUUUGUCCCUUUGACAACGCAGCACUCUUGUGUUCUUUGCUAAUGCACGAUGUCAGUCGAACAGUGAUUCCUAGACGGAUGGAAGUCGUACAUGCGGUUGGGCAAGCAUUACACAUCUCUCGCAGACUUCGUGGGUUCACCAGGAUGGGUGACGCGACAUGGAGCAUACUAUCAACUUUUCGAGAUCGCAUCAACCUGACUCUGCUGGGAAGGGAAUUGAUUGAAGAGACCGAGGUCACUGGGAAAAUCCGAAGGCGCAGCACUGGGUCGGGUGUUGGCUCUCCCCCUGAGUCGGAUGACCGUUUCGAAGCUUUCUCCAACGAGGAGCUGCGGCUGCUAGAGGAUAAUCUAGCGGCGGAUAGUGCUGGAAUCUUGGGGAUAGAUUUGGGUACGUUGGACGGAGUUUGGAACUGGGAGCGGGUGGGAUUCUAA
This is a messenger RNA of Trichoderma citrinoviride, 1839 nucleotides long. Its product is annotated as N-terminal binuclear Zn cluster-containing/DNA binding domain-containing protein. Gene Ontology annotation, biological process: regulation of DNA-templated transcription; DNA-templated transcription. Gene Ontology annotation, cellular component: nucleus. The coding region runs from base 1 to 1839 and encodes 612 amino acids. Gene Ontology annotation, molecular function: DNA binding; zinc ion binding; DNA-binding transcription factor activity, RNA polymerase II-specific. The record is from RefSeq and is a predicted model, not a curated record. Lineage: Eukaryota; Fungi; Ascomycota; Sordariomycetes; Hypocreales; Hypocreaceae. The transcript is spliced from 5 exons.